Molecule: messenger RNA, 5124 nt
Organism: Ceutorhynchus assimilis (cabbage seed weevil)
Lineage: Eukaryota; Metazoa; Arthropoda; Insecta; Coleoptera; Curculionidae
Source: the annotation of a GenBank genome assembly
UUUCGAAGUCUUUUAUAAAAUGUGUUUGAAAGUGCAAAACACUUCCGGAUGACAGCUACGUAAUUGGAUAUAGUGAUGCUACUUAAAGUUAUAAUGGUUUUCUUAUUCAGUCUUCCUUCCGAUUCUUUUUCUAGUAUUAUGGCCGAAUUUAAUAACACCGACUUGAAAUAUAGUACAUUUCCAUUGGAUAAUUGCACAUCAAUGAUUAAACCGGACUCUCAAACUUGCAAAGCAUUGCAGGGAACUGGAAGAGACUCCUGCAAAAUUUGCAAUAUCACUGGCUGUACCAUACACGUAGCAGUUUUGUUCCCGGACAGCGAAAAGUAUAUUUUAAAUCUCAACAGGACAAGUACAGCAAUCCGAAAUGCAUACCAUAGCGCAAAAAAAAAUCUUGUUCCGAAUAUAAAUUUUGAAAUCAGAACUUACGACGAUGGCUGUAAACCUGAAAUAGGUCUAAGUCAGGUAAUUGAUGCGAACGAAUGGUGUCCACACGUGAUCUUUGGACACACUUGUGAUUACACUUUGGCGAGUGUUGCAAGAGUUGCCAAGCUUUUGGGAGAUACAGGAGCUCCACUUUUAUCUCCAAGUGGUUUCACCUUUGAUUUUACAUCUAAUAAAAAAGUUAUAUUAGAAGAUGAAUUUUACCAUCUUAUCAAUGUGGGUCCUGCUGGAUAUGCAUCAUAUGCCGAGUUUGUGCAUAUGUUGUCUGACAAAUACAAUUGGAAAAAGUUUGCGUUUAUGUACGAGAAGCAAGAUUAUUAUGAAAUCGGUGGAGAAUCAGCAUGCUAUUUGGUCUCAGCUACAGUUGUAAAUGAAUUGAGUGCCGAUUAUCAAUCUGGAGAUUUGAGAGUAUUUAACGUGAGCUAUGAAAGUUUUCUGCGAGAAAAAGUUGGUGUAAAUUAUGGAGUUGUACUGACAUGUGCAAAUCAUACCAAUAUUCGUGAUAUAGCCAUCUCCGCUGCAAAAGUUGGAAUGGUGGAUAGAAGAGAGUAUUUAUUCAUUAAUUUUGCUUUGUAUAAUAAUGCACCAGAUCCCUCAAGACCAUGGUUUGAUGAAACUGACACUGAUGAAAAUAACCGAUUGGCAAAAGAAGGUUUCAAUAUAUUUUUAACUUUCUAUCCAUACAAAGAAAUUUUAUUUGAUGAUGUUAAAAACCAGUCUUUUCGUGGAUCGUAUUAUUUAGAUUCUGUAUACAAUAGCAUGCUUAUGUACAUGCAAACUAUUAAGAAUAUGGGUGGAGAUGAGUCACCUUCGCAAAUACGUGGAUGUGAUAUUGUGCAAAAUAUGAUGGGAAAAACGUAUCAGGGUUUCGAUGGAGAAGAUAUAACCUUUAACUGUAAUGCACAACGGGUAUCAGAUUAUGCAGCGGUCAUUCAAGAUGAAAAUGGGAUUUCUAAAAUAAUAGGUUUAUUUUCGUCAAAAAACAGAACUAUAACCUAUUGGGAUCCAGGAGCUUUUGUGUUUCCUCCUGAUGUACCUGAAUGUGGUUUUGAUCUCUCAAAAUGUCCUACCUAUGAUAAAGUAAAUAUACUUUUGAUAAGUCUGAUUAGUGUUAUAGUUUUGGGUGUAUUUAUAUUGGCAGCUGUGAUGUAUAGGCAUUAUAAAUUAAAAGCAGAAAUUUAUGCGCAAGCUUGGAAAGUAAAUUAUGAUGAUAUAGCAUUUUUAUCCAAAGACAGAAGAAGCAGUAUUCAUUCUCUUCUGCCAGGAAAAGAAAUCGACGAAAUGAGUUUAGUGGGAGACAGUCAGCUUUUUGCACAGAUAGGUUACUAUAAUUCAAUACGAGUAGCAAUCAGAAAAUUGCCUGAUAUCAAAAUAAAUUUAAGCCAUAAACAUCUCUUUGAACUAAAAGUUAUGAAGGACUUGUCAAACGAUAAUUUGGUAAAGUUUUACGGAGCCUGCAUUAACGGCCCAAACAACUGCUUGCUUAUAGAGUAUUGUCCCAGAGGAAGCCUGCAAGAUAUCCUGGAGAAUCCCCAAUACAACUUAGACUGGGCAUUCAGAAUGUCUCUUAUAAUGGAUGUAGCAAGAGGAAUGAGUUAUCUACACAAUAGUCAUAUUAGAACUCAUGGAGCUUUGAAAUCAUCUAAUUGUUUAGUAGACAGUAGGUUUGUACUGAAAAUCUCAGAUUUUGGACUUCACUUCUUGCGGGGGAACGAUAAAAGUGAAGAUUCGGAUGAAAAUUCAUAUCAGUACUGGAAAAGAUUUCUGUGGACGGCACCAGAACUUCUAAGGCUGUCGAACCCAUUACCAGAAGGAUCGCAAAAAGGAGAUGUUUAUUCUUUUGCCAUUAUCAUGGCGGAAAUAAUUAUGCGAGAAGGCGUAUUUUAUAUCAAGGGAUCUCUGCUAGAACCAAAAGAAAUUGUCGAAUUGGUUCGGAAGGGACCUAAAGCAAAUAAUAGCGUACCGCUGCGACCCACGAUCUCAAGUGAAAGUGUUAAUGAACAAGUUGACGAAAUAACUUCUUUGAUCGACAAGUGCUGGUCCGAAGAUCCACACGAACGACCCGAUUUUGGCACACUUAAAACCAAGUUGAGGCAAUUAAGCCGCAAAGAAAAUGACAUGAAUCUACUCGAUAAUCUACUAACACGUAUGGAACAAUACGCAAACAACUUGGAGUCGCUCGUCCAGGACCGAACUAAGGAUUACCUGGAAGAAAAACGCAAAUGUGAAGAAGUUUUAUAUCAGCUACUUCCAAAAAGUGUUGCACAACAAUUGAUCAUGGGAGAAUCGGUUACUGCAGAAGCAUUUGAUUCGGUCACCAUUUAUUUUAGUGACAUCGUUGGCUUUACAGCUUUGUCUGCUGAAAGCACUCCAUUGGAAGUUGUUGAUUUACUCAAUGAUCUGUAUGGCUUGUUUGACUCAAGAGUUGAACAUUAUGAGGUGUAUAAGGUUGAAACUAUUGGAGAUGCUUACAUGGUUGUCUCCGGUCUCCCACAACGUAAUGGCCUAAAACACGCAUACGAAAUAAGUCGAUUGGCAUUGGACCUACUCGGAGCAAUUAAACAAUUUAGAAUUCGUCAUCGGCCAGAUAUGCCACUGCUGUUGCGCAUUGGCCUUCAUAGCGGCCCAGUAGUUGCUGGCGUAGUAGGCCAUAAGAUGCCUCGGUACUGCUUGUUUGGAGAUACCGUUAACACUGCAUCCAGAAUGGAAGCGAAUGGAGAACCUUUGAAGAUACAUAUUAGUGCAGCCACCAUGAAAAUUUUGGAAAAGGUUGGUCGUUUUGAGAUUCAACGCCGUGGAGAGGUUGAGAUGAAGGGAAAGGGCAAAGUAGUUACAUACUGGCUCAACGGCGAAAAAAAGAAUAAUGUAUUCCGAGGAGACGAUGUUUUAUCUCCUCAGCAUGUUGCAGUUAAUCCACGGCCAAGUACGCCACGUCCUCGAAGCAUUACGGAUCUUGAUCUUCCACCUGCAGUGAUUGAUUUAAGGCGAGGUCUCGACGAAUAUGACUUUAUUUCUGAAACGCCAGGACCUAAAAAAAUUAACCAUAUUAAAGGCACCGAGCAAGAUCAGUUAGUACCGCAACAAACCCCAAAGUUAUUGAAACCUCGAGCUGAUGAAUCGGAGGUUCCUCUACUCUCAAUCACACAACCUCCAUUUGAUAAUAAUUCAUAAUAUGUACCUAUUUCAAUGUUUAGUGUUGCUCAAUGUUGCCUACGAGGUGGAAUGACCUUAGUUGUCAAAUUUCAACAUGCUUAAACUGCCUUAUGUGUGUUUUUUUCUGUAUAAAUGUGAGCUUUAUAAAUAAUUCUCCAUGAGCUUGUAAAAAUAUCUUUUAAAAAUAUCUCUGUUUUUCUCUCCAAAUACUUAUAUAUCUAUGAAAAGUAAUAUGUCCCCCAGAACCCCUUGGGUUUGGUUAUUCUUGUUGAGUUUUAUAAAUUUUACGAAAAAUAUUUAUUUGGUGCCCCUGAUAUUGAUUCUGGUUAUGGAAGACUAAUCUGGGGGGUAUCCAAAUAAGCUACUUGAAUUUUGGCGACGUUUCGGAUAAGUAUUUGUGUCUCCCUUUUCAAGCCUCAGAUUAAUGUCUCCCAAGCCCUACAGUCAUCAAAAAAGCACAUUUAUUUAUGAUUUAAAAGUUUUUAUGGGGGAUUUAGGUUUUCUUUUCAAUAUUUUCUUAUUUAAUUAUUUGAUGAACAAAAAAUUAUUAAAUUAGAAAACUCUUUACCUAUGUUUGACGGCAUAUUUUCCCGUCCCCUUCAAAUGCUACUGCUAGAGUACCUUUUAAAUACAAUAAAUACCUGAUGUCCGUUUAUUAUAGAGUUAUUAUGAAUAUUAGAUAAAUAUUUAUUUUUAUUAACACAUAUAAAACAAAUAAUUUAGAGCACGUUUCAAAUAAAAGCGCUUUAUUAAAGUUUCUUGUUUUUUAAAAAUUAUAUUUUGGUAAAAGCUUUAGCUGUUUUAAUGUCACCAGGUUGGCUAAAGAUUGUAAAGGUUAUUCAAUUAAAAAAAAAUAUAUCAGAAAAUAAAACGUUUCUAAGUGACUCUAGAAUAUUAAAUUGUUGUGAGCUAAGUUUUGAAUGAAAACCAAAGUAUUAUUCAGUUAACGUUAACGCAACUUUGGCCUGACGCCAUGAGUAUCGGCGUAUCGGUUAUGGCUUAACGUUUUCUGGAGAAUACAAACACAAAUUAUUGCACCAAGAGCAUCCAAGCUUUCGUAUUGAUACAAUACCUUCCUAUAGAUGUCACCGUUUUCACAGCAUGAGAUUUUAUUGAAUAGACCUAUAAGAAUUUUAUACAAAUUACCUUAGAUAGAUAGUUUUUAAUUCUAUUUUCUAUACAAUAAUAUUUUUUUGAUCAUUUCACCAUUAUUUUUUUAUAUUCAAUUUAUUUUUAUAUAACUUAUACCUUUCGCACAAUGACAUUUAGCUUAGAAAUUGUGCUUUUAUAAGUCGAAUAAAAGUCGCUUAAUGAAAAGAACCAUAUUUAAUCUGAUGUACCUACCUUUUGCUUAGAAAAUCUGUAAGUAACUUGAAAUAUAUAUUUAUCCAAAAAAAAAACAUACCUAUACCUAUGUAUAAUUUUCAAAUAAAAUAGGUCCAUAUCCUGUCAUUUUUGUGCCUAUUUCCAUACAUAAUUGAACUGUGAGAAAAAUAUAAAAUGUGCGUAAAAUAAAAAAUUAUAAUCGUC